AUGAAGUCUCUCGCUGACCUCGAGGACCCUCCAGACAGCUGCGAGCACGCUCGCUCUCCCUCCAACGCUCCCCUGCUCUCCUGGAAGUACGCAGACAAACUGUCUACCUCGAUACCCACCCCGCGUUCCCUCCCUUUAAAUACCCGCUUUCGCAGACUGGUCGUUCUCGCUGUAGCUGCUCUGUUUGCAUUUGCUGUCAUUGCCUUAUCCUCUUCACACCUCUCUUCUUUCGACCAUGCGACCUCCGAACUUACUUCGCCGUCUACCACACUUGCCGCUGCGCCAUUAGUUGACAUCUCAGAUGUCGACUUGCAGGGACAGUACACAUAUUCCCCGUAUGUCAACGGCCCACCUACCGCAAGAUUCCGCGAUAAUUUGCGCAAUGAUACCAAGUACAUUACCUCCUGGAUCUCAGCGGGAUGGACGAACGACGUCAUGACCUACGCUAACCUGAUAUACCUGGGAUCCAUCACCGACCGCGUCCCCAUCAUCGCCAUGUUCACUCCUUCUCACAUUGGCGGCGACGCUGAAACCAUCCGCUUCGGCGACGUCUUCGACGUGCAGCGCUUCAACAAAGAAUCCGGCAUCCACAUUAUCGAAUGGGACGAGGUCAAGGCUCGCAAUAGUACCGAGGUUGAAGACAUAGGUUGCUGGAACAUUUGGGAGGCCGUACAGUACAACGAGGAUCACCCCAGGGGCAGCGCUAUCCCAUGGCACGUCGGACUCGAUAUCUCGUACACUAGAGCGCCUGACUGGGUGAAGCUGAUUCCAGACUACCCGCACGAUCAAGGCAGCUCGUUUUGGGCGCUCGCGAGACUGGGGUUCCCGCAGGAGCGCGCGAAGCACCUUGGCACCGCGACGCCGUCUCCCCAGCACGGGGUGACGCUGGACCCUGACCAGCAGGUGCUAUGUUACGACUACUUGUACUAUACGUGGGCGCAGCAGCCGUACGAGUGGGAGAAUGACUAUUUUCCGGCGUGGAGAUUUGUCACAAAGUACUUGCGCUGGACAAAGGGGAUCGAGGCACUCACCGCCUUGUACCUGCGGCGUGCAUUUGACCUCACGACAACCGCUGAGAUCCCACCUUAUAUUGCCAUUCAUGUACGACAUGGUGAUUUCAGAAAUUGGUGUUGGGCGGCCGAGCAGCCAGAAGACUGCUUCGCACCGCUGCCCGUCAUUGCUAGACGCGUCAGGGAGGUACAAGACGAGCUCAGACGGCGCAAGGGCAUCGAGAUCCCUGCGACGAGGGUCGUGAUGACGAGUGACGAGAAAGACCAACUGUGGUGGGAUGAAGUGCUGGCCCUCGGGUGGCAGAGGAUCGACCACGACGCGCUUCACACGGCCCAAACCUACGGGAGAUGGUACCCUGUUCUCCUGGACGCGGCUAUCCAGUCCAACGCGCUCGGCUUCGUGGGCACGGAUCGCUCGACUUACUCUGUCCUCUCGCGCCGCCGGGUUGAGGACUGGCAAGAUGGCGCGACGCGCAUGGUGUUGUGGGGCACCAAGGGCGCCGAUGACCAUUAG
Sparassis crispa is the source of this 1524-nucleotide messenger RNA. RefSeq lists its product as hypothetical. NCBI's taxonomy places the organism in Eukaryota, Fungi, Basidiomycota, Agaricomycetes, Polyporales, Sparassidaceae. The coding region runs from base 1 to 1524 and encodes 507 amino acids. The record is from RefSeq and is a predicted model, not a curated record. The transcript is spliced from 7 exons.